This is a messenger RNA of Pogonomyrmex barbatus (red harvester ant), 3917 nucleotides long. Its product is annotated as KCNQ potassium channel. Gene Ontology annotation, cellular component: voltage-gated potassium channel complex; membrane. NCBI's taxonomy places the organism in Eukaryota, Metazoa, Arthropoda, Insecta, Hymenoptera, Formicidae. Gene Ontology annotation, biological process: potassium ion transmembrane transport. Gene Ontology annotation, molecular function: voltage-gated potassium channel activity. The record is from RefSeq and is a predicted model, not a curated record.
ACCGGAAAGUUUGAGCCGGGAUGUUGCACGCCGUUAUGCUAGGUAGCGGUCCAGGACGGGGGAGACGCGAGUGGUAUCCAGGAUUUUAUCUCCAACGUCGUCGUCUAGGCUGUAGAAUGAAUCGCGGCGAGCAAGAGACUCUCUUCCGGCAGAGCCGGCAGAUCACACGGAUCGUAUCUUCCCGCGAGGACCUUGUUCUGAGCGUCCUCAAGUCGCCGAUCAAUCAACAACAGCAACAACAACAACGACAACAGUAUCGGCAGUCGCAUACUUCGGGUCAUUUUAACUGCCAAGCCCAUCCGAAUAAUAAGAAGUGCAAUCAUUCAGGUGACACGUACAACAAUGAGAGUCUUCCACGAAGCAAGGAGCCAUGCUCUAGGCAUGCCGAAAAGCGGUGCAGCGCCGCAUAUGCCGCUCUUCAGGGUAGCGAAGAUGAACUCGUGGCCGAGCAGGCCCUCGAGACGGAGGAUGCCGCGUUAAAGACGCCCGGUAGCGAGACCGAGGAUACCGAAGACAACGGCGCGAACGCGGAAGAGCAAUCGUCACCCGCACGGCGUUUUACUUUCCUACGUCGUUUCCGUUCACCGCGCUUCGGCGAGGCGCACCACAAGCGAGUGCCGACGCCUAUGAAGCGGAAAUACCGACGCAAAAAGAGCAAGGAGGACAUUAUCGACAAUGAUGUGGCCGGUGCCGAGGAGGAACCACCAAGUCCCGAUCAAACUGGCAUGCCCGAUCCUUACUAUCCGAUUUAUCUGCCCAUCGAUCAGGCUUUCAAGGCCAAGUACGUGUUUCAUCAUAAGAGAGGCAAGACCUUUCAGGAACGUCUCUACGUAUUUCUCGAGCAUCCCGGUGGCUGGCUGUGUUUCGUCUACCAUUUUGCUGUGUUCAUGGUGGUAUUGGUGUGCCUCAUAUUUAGUGUUUUGUCAACGAUAGAUCAAUACAGUAACUUCGCUAACGAAACUCUGUUUUGGAUGGAAAUAUGUCUCGUGGUAUUCUUCGGAGUCGAAUAUCUGGUUCGAUUAUGGAGCGCGGGUUGCAGAUCCAAGUAUAUGGGUUGCUGCGGACGACUGCGAUUUAUACGAAAACCGAUUUGUAUUAUAGAUUUAAUCGUCGUGGUAGCAUCCAUGGUAGUCCUAUCGGUAGGAAGCAACGGUCAAGUAUUCGCUACUUCCGCCAUCAGAGGCAUCCGGUUUCUACAAAUUUUGCGAAUGCUUCAUGUCGAUCGUCAAGGUGGCACGUGGCGACUUCUGGGUUCGGUGGUUUUCAUACAUCGUCAGGAGUUGAUCACAACGCUAUACAUCGGGUUCCUAGGCCUCAUUUUCAGUAGUUACUUUGUAUAUCUUGCCGAAAAAGACGCAGUUGGACCCGACGGCAAAACAGAUUUCUCGAGUUACGCUGAUGCACUUUGGUGGGGAGUGAUCACGGUAACGACGAUAGGUUACGGUGAUACCGUCCCGCAAACAUGGAUGGGGAAAAUAGUAGCCUCAUGUUUCAGCGUGUUUGCUAUAUCCUUUUUCGCACUUCCAGCUGGUAUUCUAGGUUCCGGCUUCGCACUGAAAGUACAACAGAAGCAACGGCAGAAACAUUUCAAUCGGCAGAUACCGGCUGCUGCCAUGUUGAUACAGUGUUUGUGGAGGUGUUAUGCCGCCGAUAAAGCCAUCAACAGUGUCGCUACAUGGAACAUUUAUAUUAAGGAUCCAGCUCCAGCCGGCCAACCCUCGACGCCUCUCGGCAAGUUGAUUUGUGUAAAGAAGAUGUCUCUGAUGAUCCAGGUGGCAAAAAAGGCGAAUGUGCUGAAGAGGCGAAAGUCACGGAAUCGGAUGGAAGUUCAACAGCAACAACAACAGCCAGCCUUGCCGCCCGUCACGAUAUCGGGCGGCAUAUCAGCCGGCGCCGGAACUGGCCAAAAUGACAAUCAACGUCUUGAAAACGAAGGGGAUGUGGUUUUUUACAUGGAAGAACCCAAAGUGGGCACGCCGAAUCGCGCUAGACGUGACAAUCGGGGAAGCCUUUUCACCUCGCAAACAAGUUCGGUGACAGAGGCGACUAGCGACGAAAUUGACAUCGAUAUCGAAGAACCGCAGAGAGUAACUACCUUGACAGAGGCACAUCGAAAUGCUAUUCGGGCGAUCAGGAAGAUUAAAUAUUUCGUGGCUCGCAGAAAGUUUCAACAAGCUCGAAAACCGUAUGAUGUUCGUGACGUCAUCGAGCAAUACAGUCAAGGUCACCUAAAUAUGAUGGUACGGAUUAAGGAAUUACAGAGGAGAUUGGAUCAGACUCUGGGUAAACCGGGGAGCUACCUGGCUGGAAUCGACCGGGCAGGCAACGUAAAACCUAUGACGAUUGGUGCGCGGUUAUACCGAGUGGAGCAGCAGUUAUCGGUGAUGGACAAGAAGUUGGAUCAAUUGGUGUACGUAUUAAAUGCAGUAGCGCAGAAACAACAGAUACCUCUACGUAGUAUAGAAGACGAUGUGUAACAGAGAGCCCCCAGCGAACUCAUGCGCACUCAAUUCGUCUUACAAUCACCCGCGAUUCCGGGGAUCUUACCUCGGGUUACUAUAACCACGGUGACUCCAAAUAUGCUCAGUGAAAGCUCUUAAUGAUGAAGACAGCAGCGACUGUACCCAAACGUGUCCAGAAAGUAUAAAUAAAUUAUAGCGAAUACUGUUCGAGUCUAUAUAUCUUCUGGGAGACUGUAAUCAGAAAACGUUGAAAUAACUAUAGUCUCGAUGACAUCGCAACAAUCGAUAGUUCUGUUUCCACUCUUAGCUUUCUGUUGUCGUUACAGAAAUCAUAUGCAAUCUUAUAACUCGAUGGAAUUAUGAUCAACACUAACAUUAUCGUCUUAUCAGUGGAAAAGCGAUAUCCAAGUUAAGAGAAAUGUGAUGAUUCGAGACUAAGAGAAAUCCUCAAGAAUGACGCAAAUAAUCAUGAUGAAGUCAAACGCACAGAAUGGAUAAUCAAGUCAACGAGGCGCGGAGUUAGGGUACAAAAAUUGUAGAUCGCAAUUAUUAUACUAUACGAAAUGACGUUUCGUCGAAUGAGAACGAAACUAUAUGUAUUGCGUAUUAAAGCAAGUUAUUAAAGUAAGGAUAUAUAUUAAUGCUAGAUCGAGUUGAGCCUAUGAAAAUCGAUUUUGUGUGUGAAGAAAUUCGAAAGAAUUUAAAAAGAAUUUCCAUAUUUUCAGUUCGCCGAAAGAAUGGGUAAAUACAUUAAUGGGAACAUUAUUCGGGCCAACUAGAAAUAAUAAGGAAGAACAAUAAGCAACACUGAAUUUCCUAGGACAGAUUUUAAAUCUACUAAUUGAAUUCAAUGACUGCUAAUCGUUCCAUUGAUCGAUUGAUCGUUCAUCAAAGCGAAAGCAUGUUGUCAACAUCAGAGCGAUUUUAAUGAUUCUGCGGGGUUUACCAUUUUAAAUUGUGGUUGCAUUUUAUCAUUAAUCUUUGGCAUGGAUUCCACAAGAGUAGAACCUAAAACCUUGCGGAGUGUUUCCAGUUCGAUUUUGCGAACGCAAAUUCUGAUUUAUUUGUCUCCCGAUUUAAUUCUUCGGCCUAGCAUAAAUAUAGAUAUUUCGAGAUAACCCGCUUUAAGCUCGUAUAUACAAUUUUUCCAUCUCUUCUUUUUCUUAUGGCAUUGCCCAAUCGCACUUGCCUAAAGCGCUUGUUCCUGAAGAGCAAUACGUCUACAUAAAAUUUAGAUGCUUCGUGCUAUUCCGUGAAACUAUAUGAUAUAUGAUAUGCAAUGUACACGUAUCCGUAAUAUUAGUCUUCGAUACACGCGUGAGUUGCUGUAGAUACGUCUUAAAGAUUUAAGAAUAUCCCAUGAAAAUGGAAAUGAGGCAAAAAGAAAGUGUAUAUAUUGCGAAUUGUAUAGAGUAUCAUUCUUUCAUAUAUACAAAUACAAUUUAUAUUUUAUAC